Oppia nitens is the source of this 948-nucleotide messenger RNA. Its product is annotated as speckle-type POZ protein-like. Gene Ontology annotation, biological process: proteasome-mediated ubiquitin-dependent protein catabolic process; regulation of proteolysis. NCBI's taxonomy places the organism in Eukaryota, Metazoa, Arthropoda, Arachnida, Sarcoptiformes, Oppiidae. The coding region runs from base 1 to 948 and encodes 315 amino acids. Gene Ontology annotation, cellular component: nucleus; cytoplasm. Gene Ontology annotation, molecular function: ubiquitin protein ligase binding. The transcript has 3 exons. The record is from RefSeq and is a predicted model, not a curated record.
AUGUCAUCGGCAAUGGAUAACAACGAUAACGACAACACCGCUAAAGUUGUAUACAAGACACGAGUGGUGUUCAAAGUGAUGGAUAUCACAGAUUAUUUAGAUACCGAUGAAUCAAACAGGAAAUGCUUGUCUAUUGACAGCAAAAUGUUUACCAUUGGAUCAGAUAACUGGUUCUGUCAUAUUCGUAUCAAUAACGAAGAGAUGCUGUCAUAUCUAGAAUUGUCAACAAUUAAUAAAACUUUAUUAUUACCAAUUGAAGUAAAAAUUACGGUAUCAAUCAUUGACAACAACAAUCAAUUGUUUGCGACAAAAGAAAAUAGAUAUCUAUUUCACAUGAAUUUCCGAAAUAGUAUACCAUUAGUUGUCACAAUACAACAGUUGUACGACAAUAGGAACCGGCUAUUUGAUGGCAACGUACUUACCGUUGGUUUUGAUAUAACAGUGAUUCACAAGAAAUACAAUGUCCACGAAAUGUUUGACACAAAUCGCUAUAGUUUCAGACAAUUGUUUGUUGUCAAAGAGUUGACCGAUUGUCGACUGAUUGUCGGCAAAGAAGAUCAGAAGUCAGAGUUUUUCGCUUCAAAAUUACUUCUCAGUUCACAAUCAGAGAUUUUCGAGAAGAUAUUUACCACCGAUUUUAUUGAAAAGAAAAACAACGAAGUGAUCAUCGAUGACAUCCAUAGCGAUGUCUUCGAGCAGUUCCUACAGUAUCUCUACACUGGAAACUGUGACAAAUUGUAUGAAAUGUGUGAUGAGUUGCUAUACGUUGCCGACAAAUAUAUGGUUUUGUCGCUGAAGACUAUUUACUUUGGUGCCGAUGAAGAACUCAUGAAAAAGGCAAAGAAAUGGAUCGGAGAUAACAUCACUUCAGUGUUAAAUCAAGAUAUUCUCAAACACUGUACCAUUGAUUCAGAAGAUGUUAUUGCUGUCAAAAUUAACAUUCAAUGA